AUGAAAAAAAGACGGUUGACAUUGUUCCCUUGUCUUCGUCAAAACAGCAAUCUACAGAAAUUUUGGGAAAUAGAAGAUGGCGACUUUCAAGAAAGUCGAUCUGAAGUGUCCAGUUGCGAAAAAAUAUUCUGUGAAACUUUGAGAGACGCCGAAGAUGGAAAGUUUAUAGUGCAACUACCUUUGAAAGAACAUCCAAUUGUUUUGGGCAAUUCCAAAAGUAUAGCGUUGAAGAAACUGUUUGACCUUGAAAGAAAAUUGGACCAAAAUGAAAAGUUGAGAACCUUGUACUCUGACUUCAUGCGAGAGUACAUUUCCUUAAACCAUAUGAGUCUAGUGCCCGAAGGAGAAGAGGAUACAAACCCAGCGUAUUACAUCCCUCAUUUAGGUGUGCUUCGAGAGGGUAGUUUAACUACUAAGUUAAGGGUAGUGUUUAACGCUUCUUCCAAAACAUCGCCAAACAACAAAUCAUUGAAUGAUAUUCUACAUGUGGGCCCCACAAUCCAAGACACCCUUUUUGAAAUUUUACUGAGAUUUCGGGAGUACCCUGUUGCACUGACUGCGGAUAUCACAAAAAUGUAUCGCCAAAUAUGGAUCGACGAAGCACAACGUGACUUACAAAGAAUUUUGUGGAGGGAAAAACGGUCUGAUCCGGUGAAAAUUUAUCGACUGAAUACUGUCACAUACGGCACUGGACCCGCUCCCUUCCUAGCAAUAAGAUCGCUAAAUGAAGCUGCCUUACAACAGAAACACAGAUAUGCAGCUGCUUCAAAAAGUAUUCCGAGUUCAUUUUAUGUAGAUGAUUAUCUAGGAGGAGCAGAAACAAUAAAGGAGGCAAUCCAACUAAAGAAUGAUGUAGAGGAAAUUUUGCUUCGAAGAGGUUUUCCGCUUAGAAAAUGGGCCUCAAAUGAGAAAAACGUAUUCCAAAACACUAGUAAUCGCACAGAGCCAUUUUAUUUCAAUGAAGAGACUGAUGUUAAGGUUCUGGGCAUCG
Molecule: messenger RNA, 991 nt
Organism: Bemisia tabaci
Lineage: Eukaryota; Metazoa; Arthropoda; Insecta; Hemiptera; Aleyrodidae
Source: RefSeq, a predicted model, not a curated record